CUUAAAAGUCAACAAAUCGAAGACACUCUAAUCGUAAAGCUCAAUGUGUUUCAGUGUUUUGAUCGGCUUCAAGCAUCUGGCUGAUAGAUUGUUGUAACUUGUAAUGAAAUGAAACCGCCCCGUACUUUAAAUUUUUACAAAUAUCGCAUCUUUACCCUCCUCCUUCAAUAUGUUAUGCACCUGCAAGAUGCGCCUAAAAAUCAACAUUUUCUCCGAUGUUCUUAGACGUGAAUUCUAUCCACUUUCAUUUCCCUUCACCCGCCAACUUACUUCUUCUUCUUCUUCUUCUUCUUCUUCUUCUAUCCCACAAGAGUUAUCAACCAAUUUACAGAUUUUGUGUUCCAAUGGUGACCUCAACUAUGCCCUGACAGAUAUGUCCAGAUUAGGCCUUCAAAUAAAUUUCCAAGAGUACGACACUCUUUUAAAUGAGUGUGUAAGACAGAAAUCUCUGAGAGGUGGUCAGAGGGUUCAUGCCCACAUGAUCAAAACUCAGUACAAACCGCCCGUGUAUCUUGGAACAAGGUUGCUUGUUUUGUACAAUAAAUGUGAUUAUUUAUCGGAUGCUCGACAGGUGUUUGAUGAAAUGCCUGAUAGGAAUGUGGUUUCCUGGACAGGUUUGAUGUCAGCUUAUUCGAAGAGAGGGUACACCUCUGAAGCAUUGAAUCUUCUUGUGAGGAUGUUACAAUCAGGUACUGAGCCAAAUGAGCACACGUUUUCAACUGCCCUCACUUGUUGCACCGGAGUUUAUGGGCUUGAGCAUGGAAGACAAAUCCACAAUCUUACAAUCAAAAACAAUUUUGAAUCUCAUUUAUAUGUCGGAUCUUCCCUCCUUGAUAUGUAUGCUAAGGCUGGUGAAAUCCAUGAAGCCCGUCUUGUUUUUGAAGACCUACCAGAAAGAGAUGUUGUUUGUUGCACAGCCAUUAUCUCAGGCUAUGCCCAAUUGGGUCUUGAUGAAGACGCCUUGAAGCUGUUCCAUAGGUUUCAGAAGGAAGGAAUGGCUUCAAACUAUGUUACCUACGCUAGUGUUUUAACUGCAGUAUCUGGACUUGCAGCAUAUGAAACAGGUAGGCAAAUUCACAGUCAUGUCCUUCGGUCUAAACUUCCCUUCUAUGUGAUUCUUGAAAACUCUCUGAUUGACAUGUACACGAAAUGUGGUCAACUAAGUUACGCAAGAAGGGUGUUCGAUAAAAUGUCUGAAAGAAGCGUUAUUUCAUGGAACGCGAUGCUUGUGGGAUACAGUAAACAUGGAAUGGGUAGAGAAGUGGCUAAGCUUUUUGAACUCAUGAGGAAAGAAAACCAAGUGAAACCGGAUAAAGUUACAUUCUUGGCUAUAUUAUCAGGUUGUAGUCACGGAGAGAUGGAAAAUAAAGGGUUACAAGUGUUUGAUGAAAUGCUUACAGAAAAAGACGGUGUUGUCCCUGAUAUUGAACAUUAUGGAUGUGUAGUUGACUUGUUAGGUCGUUCAGGUAAAGUAGAAAAAGCAUUUGAAUUUAUUAAAAAUAUGCCUCUUGAGCCAAAUGCUGCCAUUUUGGGUUCUUUAUUGGGGGCUUGUUUGGUGCAUUCAAAUGUUGAUAUUGGUGAAAUUGUUGGUAAUCGGUUAUUAGAAAUAGAGCCUGAAAAUCCUGGGAAUUAUGUGAUUCUUUCUAAUUUAUUUGCUUCUAAAGGGAGAUGGGAUGAUGUGAGAAUGAUAAGAAAUUUGAUGAGUUUAAAGGCUGUGGCAAAAGAUCCAGGAAAAAGUUGGAUUGAAAUUGAUCAAACACUUCAUACGUUUCAUUCAGGGGAUCAAUCACACCCCAAAAUGGAGGUGGUUUAUGGUAAAAUGAAAGAGUUAUUAGUAAAACUUAAAGAAAACGGAUAUUUUCCUGAUUUGAGUCGUGUUUUAUAUGAUGUGGAUGAUGAACAGAAAGAGAAGAUAGUUUUAGGACAUAGUGAAAAAUUGGCAUUGGCAUUUGGGUUGAUUUUUAGUCCUAAAGGGAAGGCGAUUAGGAUCAUGAAGAAUCUUCGGGUGUGUGUUGAUUGUCAUAAUUUUGCAAAAGUUGUGUCUCGAGUUUGUGAAAGGGAAGUGUUUAUGAGGGAUAAAAAUCGGUUUCAUCAUAUUGUUAAUGGUGUUUGUUCAUGUGGAGAUUAUUGGUAAAAUGAAUAUAGUUUGUGGUUGCUCUUAUUAUGAAAA
This is a messenger RNA of Lactuca sativa (garden lettuce), 2170 nucleotides long. Its product is annotated as Pentatricopeptide repeat (PPR) superfamily protein. NCBI's taxonomy places the organism in Eukaryota, Viridiplantae, Streptophyta, Magnoliopsida, Asterales, Asteraceae. Gene Ontology annotation, molecular function: protein binding; zinc ion binding; RNA binding. The record is from RefSeq and is a predicted model, not a curated record. Gene Ontology annotation, biological process: RNA modification.